Racocetra persica is the source of this 574-nucleotide messenger RNA. The record is from the annotation of a GenBank genome assembly. Lineage: Eukaryota; Fungi; Glomeromycota; Glomeromycetes; Diversisporales; Gigasporaceae.
UCGAAAAGGGCAAAUGGUAAAUAUAUAAAAGGUGGUCCAAACGUUAUACUUACAAAGAAAACAAAACCAGGAUUUUGGGUAGGAAUAGAUAAAAAAUUUUUGGUUAGAGAAGUCAGUGAGCAAUCUGAGGUAGGGAAGCUUGACAGUAAUACAGUAGUCUAUGGAUUAUAUCAAAUUCGAAAGCCAGAUGUCAAUCGAUUAAUAUCUAUGAAAGAUGGAGCAUUUAACUAUAUAGCUCAACGAAAAAAAAUGUGCAUUUCAGGUGCUCGAGUACAAGAUAUAGCAGAGUUAGAAAAAAUUCUUAAACGACCGAUUAAAUUACUUGAUAUAACUCAUAGUACUAUAUUUAAUAGUGAAAAGUAUCGAUCAGGUAAGUAUGAAGAAAUCGGAAUGGUAGUUCAUAAUGGCCAUGCAUUUCUAAGAAACCAGCACUUCCCAAGAGAUCGAAUGGUCGAAUAUUAUAAGGGUGAUACAUGGGAAGCUAUCAGUAAUACUCUCAGGGGACCUCAGGCAAUCUGGCUUAUGGGAGUGAGGGAUAUGAGUCAAACAAUAUCCCAGUUUGUUCUAGAAGAUG